GUGGAUAAUAUCUUGGUACCACCCCAGGAUUUAUAGCCAUCCCUAACCUCAUAGCAUAAGCCACAGUGAGAGGAUCUGUCAUUAUACAGACAGCAGCUGCUACAGGUUUUUAAAAUAUGACUCGUGUUCCAGAAAGAAAGAAGUCCUGGUGGCUUAAUUGCUGUUCGUGUUGCUCUAGUAGAAGAGGAGAAGAUGUAGAAGAAUAUACAAGAGCUCCAGGAGACAGAAAUUCUGGGGUGGACAAUGAAUCGGGAGGACACCGAGAUGGAUCUCAACCAGGUAGAGAUGGAGACAGACCAGGAACUACCCUAGAUGACCUGCCUACAGUUACUCCAGGAGGACCUCUGAAAAUUCAGAAAGUGGAUCUUCUCCCAUCUCGGACUGGUGAAAAUCGUCGAUCUCAUCACACUGAUGAAUAUGAAUGUGAAGAUCUAAUUGUAAGAAGGGGACAACCCUUCCAGAUCUGUGUUACUUUCCAAAAAGAAUUUGGCAGAAAUGACCAAAUCUGCAUUUUGCUACAACAAGGAAAUGGCCAAGCAAUCAACUUACCCCUGGUAAAAGAGUUUGAUGAGGGAAACUGGGGAUGUCAACUGGCAGAAGCAAGUGGACAGAAUGUCAUUUUCUGGGUGAACACUUCAGCUCAGGCUCCUGUUGGAAAAUACCAGCUCAGUGUUAAAAGUAGCGGAGGAAUAUGCAGUGACGCUAAACUAAAAGUCUACGUUCUGUUUAAUCCUUGGUGUAACAUGGAUUCUGUAUUUUUGGAUAAUGAAGCAUGGAAACAGGAAUAUGUUCUUAAUGAGAUUGGAAGAAUUUACUAUGGUACUGAGCAUCAAAUUGGUGAACGUUCAUGGAACUAUGGACAGUUUGAUAAGGGGGUUCUGGAUGCUGUAAUGUUUAUACUGGAUCGUAGUGGUAUUGCACCUGGAUCAAGAGGAGAUCCUGUAACUGUUUCCAGAGUUAUUUCUGCCCUGGUAAAUUCUAUGGAUGACAAUGGAGUUGUUGCUGGAAGUUGGUCUGGUGAAUAUGCUGAUGGUGUGAACCCAGUUUCUUGGGUUGGUAGUGUGGACAUUCUGCUUCGUUAUCACCAAAGUGGUUGCUCUGUGAAGUAUGGGCAGUGCUGGGUGUUUGCAGCUGUCACCACCACAGUGCUACGUUGUCUUGGAAUCCCUGGACGUACCGUCACCAAUUUUGCCUCUGCUCAUGACACCGAUGGCAAUUUAAUAUUUGAUGUGUAUUUUGAUGAAGAUAUGAAGCCAAUAGAAGAUAAAAACAGUGAUUCAGUCUGGAAUUAUCAUUGCUGGAAUGACUGUUGGAUGAGACGUCCAGACCUGCCUGGUGGAUAUGAUGGAUGGCAGGCUAUUGAUGCCACACCUCAAGAAACCAGCAAUGGUAUAUACUGCUGUGGCCCAUGUCCCCUUUUGGCCAUAAAGAAUGGCUUAGUGAAUAUUAAAUAUGAUUGUGGAUUUAUCUUUGCUGAGGUAAACAGUGACAAGGUGUUCUACCAGCGGCAGCCAAAUGGCAAGUUUAAGCAAGUCCAUGUGGAAGAACGAGCAGUAGGACACUGUAUCAGCACCAAAGCUGUAGGAUCAAAUGCAAGGGAAGACAUCACUUACCUGUACAAGCAUCCUGAAGGUUCUGCUGCAGAACGUGAGUCAGUGCAGACAGCUGCCAAAUACGGCAACAAGCCCAUAGCAGAAGUUGCUACAGAUGUGUCAAGUGAUGUAUCACUUACCAUUGAGUCACAGGAUGGUUUCAAUAUGGGCAGUGACAUUAAUGUCCGCAUCUUACUGAAAAAUGGCUGCAGUAGUCGGCGGUCAGUGUCCUUAUCUAUGGCUGUUGCUAUUAUGUUUUAUAACGGUGUCUGCAAAGAGUCAUUCAAGAAUGAGACCUGCAAUGCAACUCUAAGCCCUGGAGAAACUAAAGCAGUUGGGAUGAUGUUACCUUACAGUGAAUAUCAUACACAGCUGGUGGACCAGUCAGCCAUGAUGUUAACAGUGUCUGGAAUUGUGAAAGAAAGUGGACAGAAAUUAGCCAAACAACACACCUUUAGAAUAAGAACCCCAGAUCUUGUGAUUAAGGUGCAGGGUAACCCUGUGGUUGGCCAACAAAUUGUGGCAGAAAUCAUAUUCCAGAACCCUCUUCAGACAACAUUGCACAAUGCCUGCUUCCAUGUGGAAGGACCUGGUCUUCAAAGACCAAAGAUUGUGCAAGUUGGAGAUAUUGGGCCCUUGAAAACAGUCUCUAUCAAAGAAUGCUUUACACCUCGGCGUGCCGGAUUGCGUCAGCUUGUGGCUAGUUUGGAAAGCAAUGAGAUGAGUCAAGUACAUGGAGUGACUGAAGUCAUGGUGCGAGAGAAUUAAUUUGAUGGCUUCAAAGCAAGCCUGGUUUACUCAUUCAGUAUUAUUGGAUGACAUGGGAACAUAACAAAGACUUUAUACUGAAAAGACAUUUUUAAUGACUCCCUCUCUAAGAAAUCCGUCUGGAGCCUUCCAGAGCAUUUCCAAAAAUGUAUGUUUUAUGACAGAGGCUUGCCAUCUAACAAACUAACAAGACAACUGGAUAUAAGCCCUAGAGGAACGCAAGCCUUGCAAGUCUGCCUAUCUUGGAAUAUGGCUAGAAGGUUGCUAUUUCCAGGAUUUUGAUUCACCGCAAUCAACUUUAACUGCAACUUUAAACCACUCACAAAUAAAGAAGCCAUUCCAUUGCUUUAAAAAUCCAAAUUGUGGAACGAUAUCAUGUGCUCUACAAUCAAGUGAUAAAUGUAUGAUCUCAUUAGUCUUUAAUGACUCCUAGAUACCUUCUUUAUGACUGAAACUUAGUUACGAAACCUAAGACCACUUGUAGCAUAAUGAGAUGUUAUGUUAUAAGCUAUAUAGCAGACGUUUCAUCAUGUACAUAAUGUUUUGGGCAUAAACACAUGGCAGCAUUUGUAGUAUCUCUUUCUUAACUGUGAACCCUACUAAAUUACUUCUAACUAUUGUAUAUAUAUAUAUGCAUAAAUUAUAAAGAAAAUUGUAUUGUUAAUAUUGUAGCAUGCCGAUGAAGAAACAUAAGGAAAUGUGAAUAACACAUGGAAGCAUACUACAUUAAUGCUGCAUAAUUCUUAGUUCACCCUAAAAUAAGUUACCAUGCCGUCCACGUUCCACUGCAUAGGUAACCCUUGUGUAGAAGAAAAGUUUAUUGCUGGUUUACAUACAGACAUACUGUAUCUUCCAUUGACAAGUGUGCUUUUGUCAUAAUGAAGGAAACAUGCCUAUGGAUCCAAAUGAUCACUGUUUGACUCUCUGUGUAGUCCCUGCCUACUGGAUAAGAAAGCUCACACUCCGACCACCAUAGCUGUCCUGUGACUAACGGACACACAAACUGUGAUCACAAAAAGCACUGGAAUUUUUUGUGCACUUUUUAUUUCUUAAUUUUAUUUUAUUGUUUCAAUAAAUAUUUUAUAUUAUUCACUAUAAA
Molecule: messenger RNA, 3459 nt
Organism: Rana temporaria (common frog)
Lineage: Eukaryota; Metazoa; Chordata; Amphibia; Anura; Ranidae
Gene: TGM1
Product: transglutaminase 1
Exons: 15
Coding region: 117-2360 (747 amino acids)
Biological process (GO): peptide cross-linking
Molecular function (GO): protein-glutamine gamma-glutamyltransferase activity
Source: RefSeq, a predicted model, not a curated record